Messenger RNA from Malus domestica (apple), 429 nucleotides. Its product is annotated as S-protein homolog 1-like. Lineage: Eukaryota; Viridiplantae; Streptophyta; Magnoliopsida; Rosales; Rosaceae. The record is from RefSeq and is a predicted model, not a curated record.
AUGAAAGGAACAAUAUUACGCCAGUUCAUCUAUUCUCUACUCUUUCUUGCCUUCUCCAUUUGCCCUAGUACCUCGGAUAUAUUCCCUGGGAAGAAGCACUUUGUGCGCGUUGUCAACGAUCUCGAUGCUAAACGACUGGACGUGCAUUGUUAUUCUGCAGACGAUGUAAUUGAUCGCACUCUUUCUACCAAGGGAGAACAGCUUGAAUUUGAAUUUCGUUCUGUAGUUAACACCUAUUGGAAUUGUAGCAUGAACUCCGUGGUUGGCCAUGUCGAAAUUGAAGAGUGUGGGGGAGUCCAUUGCAUAUGGAAUGUUAGAGAGGAUGGAAUAUACUUGUACAGAAUCAAGCAUAGCGAUUAUGUCAAAAAGUACGACUGGAUACCAAAGCCGUUGCGCCUCCGUUCUAUAAAGAGAAAUGUCAGGCCUUGA